Molecule: messenger RNA, 4506 nt
Organism: Protopterus annectens (West African lungfish)
Lineage: Eukaryota; Metazoa; Chordata; Ceratodontiformes; Protopteridae
Gene: CHPF
Product: chondroitin polymerizing factor
Exons: 4
Coding region: 355-2712 (785 amino acids)
Cellular component (GO): Golgi cisterna membrane
Molecular function (GO): glucuronosyl-N-acetylgalactosaminyl-proteoglycan 4-beta-N-acetylgalactosaminyltransferase activity
Source: RefSeq, a predicted model, not a curated record
AGUACUGCUGUUAGCCGUGCAGCAGGUAUAACGUGAGCAUUGUAUGUUACCUAGGUGCAGGGACUAACACUCCUCCAGGUUCUAUCACCUCGUGUCCAUUCAUGUGGGACCGCUUCUUCUUUCACCAUAAACUACUGCAAACCAGCCUGCAGGACCGGUGCUGCCCAGCUGGUAGCCUAAGUAGCCACUCCGAGUUCUAGCUCCUGCCCCCCUUCCCCAUUUAGAAUACAGACAAGCUUCGGUUCAGUCUCAUUGUUUUCCCCUAGUGGGUCUCUCCCAGCACCUGAUCUGUAUUCCCCACGCUGACUUGAAUACUGCAUUCUGUUGUUGUUAAGUGCCCCCUCCCUCCCCUUGAUGGCUUCUGUACCCAAGAGGACGAUGAGGCUCUCCAUGUUUCUGUCGCUGCUACGGCCCAUCGGUCCCGUGGUGAUUGGUAUUUCUUUAGGCUUCACUCUUAGCUUGAUUAGUAUCAGUUGGGUAGAAGAGUCUUGUGGAGGGGGCGACGUGAGGAGGGGGGAUAGCAGCUUAGUUGGUGGUGGGGCGGCAAUCCAGGGCGAACCGGCAAAUGUGAACGGAGCUCGGAGACCUAACUCUGUGCAGCUUGGAUCGGACAAUGGUGAUCCCAGACAGAACUUCGAGCCAAGGAUUGUGCCUUAUAAACCCGAUCCUGAGGUGCAGAAGAUGGCUAAGAAGACAGUUAGGGCCCGGUAUAUCAGCACAGAACUUGGAAUAAGAGAACGCUUGUUUAUUAGCAUAUUAACAUCAAAGAACACCCUGAAUACUCUGGCUGUUGCUGUAAACAGGACUCUUGGACACCGCCUUGACAGAGUUUUCUAUUUUACUGGAAUGCGAAGCCGUAAGAUCCCACAUGGCAUGUCCAUUGUCACCCAUGGCGAUGACCGUCCAAUUUGGAAUAUGUAUCAGACCAUUAAAUAUAUUCUAGAACACUACAUCAGUGAGCAUGAUUGGUUCUACUUUGUCCAGGAUGAUACGUACACAGAAGCAGACCGGAUCAAAAACCUAGUAGGUCACCUGAGCAUUGAUGCAGACCUCUAUAUGGGUCAUCCAGAGGAAUUCAUUGGUGGUGACACCGAAGGAAGAUAUUGCCAUAGUGGCUUUGGCUUCCUGCUUUCCCGAACCUUAUUGCUGAAGCUUCAGCCACAUCUGGAAAACUGCCGGAAUGAUAUCGUUAGUGCCAGGCCUGAUGAGUGGUUGGGCCGUUGCAUCAUUGAUUAUGCUUCUGUCAGCUGUGCGGAUGAACAUGAUGGAGUGUACUACCGCCACUUUCAGCUAGGGAAGAACUCCGACCCAGACAAGGAGGAAGACAUCCAGUUCAGGAAUGCUUUCACUAUCCAUCCUGUGUUGGAUCCUGUGCAGAUGUACAGACUACACAAGCGUUUUACUGAGAUUGAAUUAGAACAAACCUACCAGGAAAUCAAAAUGCUGCAAAUGGAAAUCAAGAAUAUUAGUGGACUGUCCAUUGACCAAGAGCAAACUGUGGUUUGGCCCAUUGGAGUUAAUCCUCCUUUCCAGCCCAAGACUAGAUUUGAAGUCCUGCGCUGGGACUAUUUUACAGAAGAUCAGAUCUCUUCAUGCAUUGAUGGAUCACCCAAGUGUGAUUUGCUUGGCAUUGACAAAGCAGACGUUGUGGAUAUUAUAGAAACAGCAAUGGAAGAACUGAACAAGAAGUAUCAACCUGCACUACAUUUAAAGAAACAACAACUUAUCAAUGGCUACAGACGUUUUGAUCCAGCACGCGGCAUGGAGUACACACUAGAUCUUCAGCUUGAAGUGGUUACUCAGAAAGGACACACUCGAUCAGUCAAUAAAAGAGUUCACCUGUUGCGUCCUUUAAGCAAUGUUGAAAUAAUACCCAUGCCUUAUGUAACAGAAGCUACUAGAGUCCAUAUUAUUCUUCCCCUCACAGCUGCUGAUAGAGACCAUGUUGAUCAUUUUCUUGAUGUGUAUGCUGCCAAUGCUUUCGAUACUAAUGAAAAUGCUGUUUUGACGUUCUUAUUUAUUUAUGACCCAUUUGAAGCUCAGCAAGUGAACCAGAAUGACAUUUUCAGUCAUGUCAAGGCAAAGAUCACAGAGUUUGAACGGAAAUAUCCUGAAACCAAGAUUCCAUGGAUCAGUGUGAAGACAGAGGCACCAUCCCAGAUUAAAGUUAUGGAUAUAAUUUCUAAGAAACAUCCAGUGGAUACUCUAUUCUUUGUGGCUGGAGCAAGCAGUGAAGUAAACACAGAGUUUUUAAAUCGUUGUAGGAUGAACACCAUCAACAACUGGCAAGUCUACUUUCCUAUCCAUUUCCAGGAGUAUAACCCUAGUGUUGCAUACCACAGCCAACAGCCACCAUCAACUAUUGACUUGGUUAAAGAUGCUGGCCAUUUUGACAGAGAUGUGUUUGAUGAAGCUUGUUUUUAUAAUUCUGACUACAUGGCAGCAAGAACUAAAAUGGCAGCUGAUGUGCAAGAGAAUGAAGAGAUAUUGGAAACACUUGACAUUUAUGAUAUGUUUAUCAAGUACUCUAACCUUCAUGUCUUCCGGGCAGUCGAGCCAGCUUUAUUACAGAAGUAUCGACACAAGGUUUGUAACCCACGGCUUAGUGAAGAAAUAUAUCACAGAUGUGUUCAGAGCAACCUUGAAGGACUUGGGUCCCGAUCCCAACUAGCAAUGCUGUUGUUUGAGCAGGAGCAGGGCAACAGCACUUGAUGCCCUGCUUAAAAAUGGAAAGGAAGUCUAAGAUGUGUGCAUUAAUAACUUAGUUAAAAAUUUGUUUUUUCCUUGAGUAAAUCUUAAAAUAAUCUUGUGUAUAAGUAAGGAAUAUUUUAAUGUCCUUAUUAUAUCCAAGAAAAGAGUACACAAGUUCAGCGCAUCAGGCAGAUAUUGGUACGUUUAGGCAUUAAAUGGAUUUGUUUGGUAUUUCUAAGAAUGUGAAAUAUGUUUGUGAUUCUUAAUAUUGGCAAGGGCUUAAGAGGUACUAAAAAUGUGGUUAAUUGGUAAUAUCUCUGUAGCUUUUAUAUUAAAAGUAGGAGCUGUUACUUAGUGACACAUUUCAUAGCUCAUUAUGGAGGAAAAAAGUUGAGAAAGCGUAAUCCCACCAUAUUGAGAGAUGGUCAGCUGUCUGAUUUUAUUUUUUCACUCCAAGUGCAAACCCUUAAUCACUAGCACUUGCAAUGAUCUUUGUGCAUGUUUUUUUGAGUGUAGUAACCCAAAAUGGUUGGGAUGCGUUGCUCAGGGACCUGAAGACAGCCACAAUGGGAGUGCAUCUUUUUAAAGAGAAUGCAUCUUGUUCCAUCCUGCUGAAAGGGUGGUAGUAAGUUAACAGAAAAUGGUGGGAUCACUUUCAAACAAAGAAGUAUCCAAAGGAACUUCAUGCUUGGAAUCCAUGGAGUGUUACGGAGAAGUACUUCUAUACAUUCCACAAUGUGACCAAAAUUUUUAUAUUUUUUUAAAGCAAAACCUGGGGUUGGGGAUUUGAAUUUUAUAACAAGUAUGUACAGUGUUUUUCAUGCUAUAUAAGUAUAUUUCUAUUUAAUUCAUAAAGGUUUGAGGCUUAUGUAUGAUGGCCUUUUGUUUCUUAACCAUGUCUUAGUCUCCAGAGAGGUAUUCAGUUGUAUUAUGCAGUAUCCUUCAGAAGUCUACAUUGCUUAUUGCAGAGAAAAAUAACACUGAAAAGCUUCUCCCAAGCCCGUGAAAAGACAGCCACUGGGUUUAAUCUCACAGUUAAAAGAGCACUUAAUUGUCCUUAAAGUUCUUUGCUCUUGAGAAAGAAUUGCAGUCGGCCAUUGCACAUCCUGCAGGUCAUCUGGAUAAUACCAUUGUCUUGCUUUGUUGUGAAAUGCAGCCACUAACUGGCUGUGCAGCCUUCUUGGUGUUCAAGAAAUACAAUUUGAGUUGGCCUGACUUGGAAGGUCUGCAGAUUUAAGUCAAAAAUGGGACACGGGGUAAAUAGGGUUGACGACAUGGUUAAAGAACACUUGUCUUGUACAUUACUGAUAUUAACCAAAGGUACUUUGUACUUUUAAAACUACAGAGCUGACACAGAGGGUGUUAUUCCCUUACAGCACAUUCAUUUCCCUGUCGAGUUUUACGCAAGGAAAAAAAAGUCAAGAAAGUUUUUUUUAUUUUGUUUAGAGAGAAGUAUAGCAGGCACACUUUCUGGACAAGACUAUUUGUGGGGGAGAUCUGCAUAUAAAAUGGAAAAAGAAGUUGAUGGAGGUUUUGACUGUGACCACAGAACUAGAACUGCUGCUCGUAGCUGGUUUUGGAUUGCUCAGCAUCAGUCCAAGUGACUACUGUAAACUGCCAUGAAGGUUAUGGAGGACAAGGAUGUUGUGUGAUGAGACAUAAAUUUGAUCAGAAUUCAUUGGUGCAAUACUUUAAAAAAAAAAAAAAAAAAUUAAAUGCUGGAAGUCACAAAAACAAAACAGAUCAUGGUGGCAAUCAAAGACACUUGUUUUCAUUUUGCUGUCCUUACAAUAAAAAGAGUUUAUGUAACAAAAA